Diplodia corticola is the source of this 459-nucleotide messenger RNA. RefSeq lists its product as uncharacterized. The coding region runs from base 1 to 459 and encodes 152 amino acids. The transcript has 6 exons. NCBI's taxonomy places the organism in Eukaryota, Fungi, Ascomycota, Dothideomycetes, Botryosphaeriales, Botryosphaeriaceae. The record is from RefSeq and is a predicted model, not a curated record.
AUGCUUUACUGGCAGACCGUUUCUUUUACUCACUAUCGAACCAUUGCCGCGUUUGGCAAGCAGUCUUCCGUCACAAAUCGCUCGCAAGUGAGCCGCGAUCUUGCAUCGAUCUCCGCCGAUGUGGAGGGUCUCCGGACUCUUCAUCCGAAGUCUGACUAUCCGACUACUGCCUGGGAUCUUCCACUACACAGCCGGCACAACUUGCGAAUCUUGAUGCCUCCCGCCCCUCGUGGCCAUAUUCUUCCGCUCGUCAGAGACCAACCAGUUUCAGACACCAGCACCUUCAGCGUUGAGCUGUCUCCAGUCUGUACGGUACCACUCACCGCCGAUGGUGAUGGUCCCUGGAAUGUCUCGAAGCGCGCACCCGCCACUGAUCCAGUAACCCUCUUUACAACCAUCGAGGCUCACGUCGGCGUUACGCAAGUGACUGCUUACGAGGGUCUUGAGCGGUUCGAGUGA